Dermacentor silvarum is the source of this 2746-nucleotide messenger RNA. Its product is annotated as 3-hydroxyanthranilate 3,4-dioxygenase. Gene Ontology annotation, cellular component: cytoplasm. Gene Ontology annotation, molecular function: iron ion binding; 3-hydroxyanthranilate 3,4-dioxygenase activity. Gene Ontology annotation, biological process: quinolinate metabolic process; 'de novo' NAD+ biosynthetic process from L-tryptophan. The record is from RefSeq and is a predicted model, not a curated record. NCBI's taxonomy places the organism in Eukaryota, Metazoa, Arthropoda, Arachnida, Ixodida, Ixodidae. The transcript has 4 exons. Bases 541 to 1611 code for a protein of 356 amino acids.
CCUCACCCCUGGCGAGGACCAGGCGUCCAACACCACAGGACCGCAGGGAGUCGCAGUGACCACCGGCCCUGCUGAGUCAUCGGCAGUGCAGAACCCGGUGGGAUUAGAUAUCUGCAUACAUUGGUCAUCAGUCAAGAAAUACUGACUAUUCGACUCUUAAUGAAACGCGAUAUUUUGCCGAGACGCUGAAAAAAAAAAAAAAAAAAACAGGAAGACCAGGACGCGAGGUUGCGUGCGCGUUGUUUUGAAGAUCAUUCGGAAACGUAUGCAUGCGCGAGAUAAAAUGACUACUGAGGAUAGUUGCUCGUGUUCUUGUUGACAAAAAAACAUAUCACCGUGAGCGCCACAAGCAGGGGAGGCUGGUGUGCCCGCACUAUCUCGCAUAUACCCGACGGAUAGCUCCAGAGGACAAAACAACAAACAGCUGCAAAGUGCCACAAACCCAGGUCGGGCUCCUUCGGAGAACCUGGCGGAAACAACUUAAUUGUCACCGCAACCGGCGUCGACCCGUAUCUUUUCUACAAACCACGACAAGCCAUAAUGAUAGCGACGGCCACCAUAAACGGGCCGUUCGGACCACGGCGGCAGCACAGCCCGUCGCCGUUGAGGGCUCUGAGUCCGGCCAGACGACGACGUGCGACCGCCUCAGCGCAACACAUUCAGCAGAACAAGAUCGGGUGCGUCGUCAACGGCAGGAAGCCACUUCGACUCCGGAAGCGCAGGGUCUCCGUCAACGCAACCGCCAUGAGGGCCGUCAAGUACAACGUGGACCAGUGGGUCGAGGACAACAAGGCUUACUUUCUGCCACCCAUCUGCAACAAGAUGAUGCACAGCGACGGUCAGCUCAAGGUGUUCUACGUGGGCGGUCCCAACGUGCGGCCCGACUAUCACCUGGAAGAAGGCGAAGAGCUCUUCUACAUGCUGCGCGGGGACAUGCUGCUCAAGGUGGUCGAGCACGGCAAGGCCAAGGACGUGGUGAUCCGCGAGGGCGAGGUCUUCCUGCUGCCCAGCAGGAUCCCGCACUCACCGCAGCGCAAGGCCAACACGGUGGGGCUCGUCAUCGAGCGGGAACGGACACAGCAAGAGCUGGACUGCAUGAGGUUCUACCUCGAUGACAGCUGUCAAGAAGUUCUGUACGAACGCUGGCUCCAGUGUGACGACCUGACGCAAAAGCUGGCGAACCUGCUCAACGAGUACAUGGCCUCUGAAGAGCACCGCACCAGAAAGCCUGGGCCAAAAUCCUUCCUGAGGAAGCCAGCCUACGAGCCGGACAGCAGUGUGAACCUGGAAGCGCCCUUCAGUCUCGACCGGUGGCUCGAUAAACAUGGUGCUCAGCUGGACCAAGAAGGCGGCAAGAGGGAUCUGUUCGGGCCGGGCCACCAGUCGACCAUCGUGAUGCUCGGCUACGGAACCCAUGGGACACAGUGUGCCGGCACCGAGACCUUUCUCUGGCAGGUCAAGGGAUCGGCCAGCGUCAGCGUAGCCGGCAAUGCAUUCACCCUGGCUGAGAACGACACAUUGCUCGUGGCCGCGCCCGGGCAGUACACACUUGUGAACCAGUCUGGUGGACGCACUCUUGCUACCAGCAUGCCACCAAAACGCAUCUUAUGAUACACGACCACCACUAAGUGACCACUUAAUAUGUUAGUGGGGACGUUGGAAUCGCUUUUUGAGUGGGCAGCAGCGGUCAUCGCCCUGCAGCAACCAUUAGCUGUGCCAUUCAUUCAGUGUGUCAAAGAAACUGCAGUCAUUCCACAAACUGAUCGAGAGAAAGUGGCGAGGUAAACUACACAGCUUCUUGCCUACCCUCAUCUUCGAUGCCACUAUACUAGGUCAUCCAAUCUUAGUAGCAAACAUCUUAGUAUUCAACCAUGAAUUACCAUUUCUUAUCUUCACAUUCAAUUUUAUGAAUAAAGACAUGGACACUAUAAAACUUGAGGCACAUAUUUUAUCAAUGAACUGUCAAUAUGCAGGUGUCCUUACAAAAUUAUGCUGCUAUGAGCACUAAAAUACUAAAAAAAUAUGCAGAUCCCAAGUAUUGUGGGGUUAUGCGAAGAAUUUCGUAUGUAGCUGGCUAUCCAGUAUCGUUUGGGGUUCUACAAAGCUUUACCUGAUGGACAAACACAUUUCCCAUUAAGUGAAUGACGCUGUAAACUUGGGUACAAAGCAUAGUUCUUGCGACAAUGAUCGGGCCCAUAUUUUUAAAAAAUAAAUGUCUCUCUCUCGAAUUAUCUCGACAAAACAAAUGUGGCAGAUUUAAGAGCUGUAAGAGACACUCAACCUCUUAGCAAUGUAUUGUGGCAGGAAUCUUGAUUUUAGAAAAUCUACAAUUUAGAAUGAAUUUCCCAACGUUGCUACCUUUCAGCAGCAUUUUUUUAAGCACCUACAAUAUUUGAAAGUGACGAUCUCAUUUGACAGAGAAUGCAUCAAUAUUUUAGAAAGAGGCAUUGAAGGCAUUUUGAGAGUUAUCUGCAUGUGCUUACUUAACAAGGUUACGUUAGCAAUUUACCCAUACACUACUACUACUACUACUUAUAGGAAGCAAUAUUUUAUAAAUGGAACAAGUUGUAAAUGUUUUUUACCACUAUGGGCUGUUGUGCGCCUGCUGUAAUAAUGAAUGUAUAGGACUGUUUUAGUUUGAGUGCGUUAUUUUUGUACAGUAAUGAUACAAUGUACAGAUGUGUAUGAAGCAUUUUAGUUGACAAAUGAAAGUUUUGCACAAUAAAUUGCUUUUCAUCCCAAGGAA